Molecule: messenger RNA, 1112 nt
Organism: Sinocyclocheilus rhinocerous
Lineage: Eukaryota; Metazoa; Chordata; Actinopteri; Cypriniformes; Cyprinidae
Product: RNA-binding protein 7-like
Exons: 5
Coding region: 108-878 (256 amino acids)
Biological process (GO): regulation of alternative mRNA splicing, via spliceosome
Cellular component (GO): nucleus
Molecular function (GO): single-stranded RNA binding
Source: RefSeq, a predicted model, not a curated record
UAUUACUCACACACGGCAAACGCGUUUUAAAGACAGAUGGGUUGGUCAUAAAUUCAAGCUAGCAGAGUUAGCGCAAUCAACCGGCUGGAUUAUCAAUAUUUUGCAAAAUGGGAAUAGCUGAUGAGGCUGACCGGACUCUGUUUGUCGGGAAUUUGGACCCCCAAGUAACAGAAGAAGUUAUAUUUGAGCUGUUUUUACAGGCUGGGCCGUUGAUCAAAGUCAAAAUCCCUAAAGACAAUGAUGGAAAAUCGAAGCAGUUUGCGUUUGUAAACUUCAAACAUGAAGUGUCUGUACCCUACGCCUUAAACUUGCUGAAUGGAGUCCGUCUGUAUGGACGGCAGCUCAACAUACAGUUCAGAGCCGGCAGCAGUCAUAUUAACCAGGAAGGCAAAAGUCCAGCAAACUCCCAAAACCCCAGUCCAGCAAAUACACCUGGUCACCACGGUGGAAGAACCCCAGAGCAGAUGGGCUCUCCGUCCUUCUCCCCUCCACAGCAUAUACAAAGGUCUUUCUCUUCACCUGACAGUUUGCAGAGACAGGCGAUGGUGAAUAACAUGUGGCAGGUUCAGAUGCAGCAGUUGCUCCAGCUCAAUGGAGGUCACCAGCAGGGCAUGCAGCAACUGCGCAGUCCUGCAGACAGUAAUCCCUGGCAACAGGAUUGGUCCGGCCAGCGUGGUCAUCGCCACCCUCCCCAGGACAAUAGCAACCCUGGCAGAGAUCAACGGCAGGGCCACAGCGGGAACAACUAUGACCGGCAUCGGCGCGACAGCCAGCGAGGUGACUUCUAUCACCACGAUGACCGCAGCGGAGAACACAACAGAAACCACCCUCCUGAAAGAAGGAGAGACUCUAGAGAGGGACGAUGGAAACACUUUUAAAAGCCAGCUUUAGCUGCAUUUUAGUUCUCCUGUAAAUUUUUUUUUUAAUCAACUGUUUUAAUAACCUUUUGUUAUCCUCCAAGAUUUUUAAAUUUUCUAUUUUGUGGAUUGCAUCUUAACGGUUUAAAAAAAAAAAAAAAAAGAAAGUUAGCAGUACAAAAGCACAUUUUUGACAUAAUGAGGUUAAGGCAUUUAGAUUGGAAGUUGUUUUUAGAGAUGCAAGAACAAAAAAAA